CCUCUUCAACAUUAGUAGGGAAUCCAUUCAAUUGACUUUGAAGACAAAAGGAAAAGAGUAGAAGAGCGAUACUCUAACGCUAAAGAAGGGGAUAUCGAUGGCGGUGAUGGAGAAGCUUAAGAUGUUCAUCGUUCAAGAGCCGGUGGUCGCAGCUUCAUGCCUCAUCGCCGGUGUUGGUCUCUUUCUUCCAGCUGUGGUCAGGCCUAUUUUGGAUUCAUUCGAGUCAUCCAAGCAAGUUCCACAACCUGCUUUGAGUGAUGUGGUUGCUGGAAUGACGGGUAAAAAACAGUAAUUUGGCCAGAGUUGUAAUUGGCAGCCGUUAUUUUGAUCUGAUCACUCGUGGAAUAAGCCUAAGCCCUCGUCGUGUUAUUUUGAUCAAAUAGGUCCCAUUGUUUUUUUUUUUUUUUUAUCUGAUCACUAUGAGCUCUGCCUUGAUCCCGGAGAAACGGAAAAUGUAGAGUUGGUGAUGCAGUGCUCUUGACUGUGGGUUGGUGAGAAGCGAACUAUUGAACCAAAGGAGUGUUGGGGCUACUUGUCUAAAGCAAUUUUUUUACUCAAUAGUUUUCAUUCAUAGGGCUAGUCAACAGUGUUUACAGCCUUCAUUAAAAAUUCUGCUCGGAAUUACAAUCAGAAGAGGAGGGGGUUAAACCAAGGGAAUAAGGUGGAAAUAGAAAGAGCAUGCUUGUCCAGUUUAUGACUUAAUGUGCUGCUUGAUUAAACACUUGAGAAACCUAAUGAACCGAGCAGUGAUGGAUCA
Messenger RNA from Nelumbo nucifera (sacred lotus), 757 nucleotides. RefSeq names its product fiber. The record is from RefSeq and is a predicted model, not a curated record. Lineage: Eukaryota; Viridiplantae; Streptophyta; Magnoliopsida; Proteales; Nelumbonaceae.